Molecule: messenger RNA, 7892 nt
Organism: Scylla paramamosain (green mud crab)
Lineage: Eukaryota; Metazoa; Arthropoda; Malacostraca; Decapoda; Portunidae
Product: glutamate receptor ionotropic, kainate 2-like
Exons: 19
Coding region: 1091-3913 (940 amino acids)
Biological process (GO): synaptic transmission, glutamatergic; modulation of chemical synaptic transmission; monoatomic ion transport
Cellular component (GO): plasma membrane; postsynaptic density membrane
Molecular function (GO): transmitter-gated monoatomic ion channel activity involved in regulation of postsynaptic membrane potential; glutamate receptor activity
Source: RefSeq, a predicted model, not a curated record
UCAGUCUCGUGUGGCGCUGGUGCUGUGAGGGUGGCACUGUCUGUGACCUCGCUGCCUCCUCUGUCUGACCUCCUGUGACCUUAUUUGCAUCUGUGACCCUAGCCUCCUCUCUCUCUCUCUCUCUCUCUCUCUUAGUCUGAUUGCGUUGGAAAAAAAAUCGUCUCUCGUUUUCUUUUCUUCUUUGUCAUCGAAAUGGAAGUGAUGGUGGUGGUGAUGGUGGUGGUGAUGGAGGGGCGGUUGUGAAAGAGGACGCGAUAAAAGGCAGAAGAAGAGGAAGAGGAUAAUAGACAAUAGAAAUAAAAGAAUAACUGGAAAGCGCAUGAUGAAAAUGUGACAAACUACAAACAAUAAGGAAGGAGAAAGAAAAGAGAGAACUUAUACAUGAUAUUGAAAAGUGUGAAAGAAAACGAGCUGACUGGAUAAAAAUACAGAAAACGAGAGUAUAUGACAAUUAAACCAAUAAAUCAAAAUAAAAAAAAAGUUAACGAAACAAGAAAUAAAAUAAAACAGAACUCAUUGGAAAAAAAAAUAUAUUGCAGGCAUUAUUAACAGCACAAUAAACAUUAAUAUUUGAAAUACCAACGGAGAUAGCAAGAACUGAAAAAAAAACUUCAGCCAAUUAAUAAAAAAAAAGUGAUCGAAGCAGGAAAGAAUAGAAUAAAACUGGGUGAAAUAAAAAAAAAAAACUGUUAUAAGCGCCAUCAUUAUCACUAUCAUCACUAUCAAUAUUUAAAACACCAACAGAGAUAACAAGAACCAAAAAUUUAAACCAACCAGUAGAUAAGAAAAAAAAAAAGAACAAAAAAUGAUCGAAGCGUGAGAGAAAACAAAAGAAAACGGAAUAAUAAAAAAAAAAAAAACGAUAACUACACUAUAAACACCAAUAUCAAAAUACCAAAUAAAACAAACUAACAAAUAGACAACAAAACAAAAGGAAAAAAGAAAAAAAAAACUAAUCGAAACAGGAAAGUGAAAAACCGAACAAAACCCAAUGAAAAACCACCACCACCACCACCACCACCAGCGCCACUAACAACACAACAAGCACCAAUAUUUAGCGUGGCAGCAGCGGGCAGUACGAGGAGUCAGGAUGAAGAUAGCACUGGCUACCGUGGUGCUGGUGGCUGUCACGUGCUGGCGAGCUAGUAACGUGGGGGCCCUUCCUAGCACCAUCAAUAUAGGCGCCAUUCUGGACCAGGAUGGCGAUAUGCAGGAGCUGGCCAUGCGGUACGCCGUGGAGAGAGUGAACGCUGACCCAAAGAUGCUGCCUAGGUCUACACUACAGCCUCACAUUGACCGCCAGCCUGCCGAUGACUCCUUUCAGGCUUCCAAGAGAGUGUGUCACCUGCUGUCCAAGGGAAUGGCUGCAAUCUUCGGACCUCAGAGUGAAAAUACAGCCAAUCACGUGCAGUCUAUCUGUGACAACAAGGAGAUCCCACACAUUGAAACCCGCUAUGACUACAAGCUUACGAGGGACGAGUAUUCAAUUAACCUGCAUCCCUACCCACCUGCUCUGAGCCAGGCUUACUACGACAUCCUGAAGGAGCUGAAGUGGAAGAGCUUCGUGGUGCUGUACGAUUCCAAUGAGAGCUUAGUGCGUCUUCAGAAGCUUCUUCAAGACAGCUCCUGGAAGGUCCACAUUAGGCAGCUGGUUCCUAAUACUGACCACAGGCCGCUGCUGAAGCAAAUCCGCUGGUCUACAGAGACACGCAUCUUGGUGGACGUGAGGCAGGACAUGAUUUACGACGUCCUCAGGCAGGCUGGUCAAGUCGGGUUGAUGACUCAGUACUACAGUUACUUCAUCACCUCCCUGGACUUUAACCAGGUGGAUCUGCACGAGUUCAGGCACGGUGACACAAACAUCACGGGCAUUCAACUGGUGGACCCGAACAGCAAGAACGUGAAAGAUUUAGUGGAGAAGUGGAAGCUUGGAGAGAGGCUGAGAGGGAGGAGCUUACCUCAGGACAACAAGAUUACGACAGGUGCGGCUUUAAUGUUCGACGCCGUGAUUCUGUUCGCCAGCGCCCUCACCACUAUGGACAAGUCAGGGCAAGUGACGAUCAGGGAACUCAACUGCAGCGGGGACAGGACCUGGCAGCACGGAAAUUCCCUUAUCAACUAUAUGAAAUGGUACGGGUCGCGGGCCAUCGGGACGAGUACCAGGGACAACCACAGACAGCCGUACAGGGGCGUUAGAUACAACCCGUUCGAUCGACAGAAUUUAGGCACUCUGACGGGCACUUCUUACUACAACUUGACGGAGCAGGUGCGCGUGGUGGGCCUGACGGGGGUUCUCAGAUUCGAUGACGCAGGUUUUAGGUCCGAUUUCAACCUGGAUAUUAUCGAGAUGGACAUUAACAACAGGAUCAAUGCACUCAAGACGGUGGGCAAGUGGACGCCGAAGGAAGGUGCCAAUUUCACCCGUAUGUGGUCCCCGGAUACUGAUGAAGAUAAUAGAAUCCUACAGAACAGAACCCUUAUUGUAUCCACUGCCCUGACCCCGCCGUACACGAUGCUCAAGAAAUCUUCUGAACAACUAACAGGGAACGAGCGGUUCGAGGGAUUCUGCAUAGACAUUAUCAAGGAGAUCGCCAGACAGCACGGCUUCAACUACACCAUCACCCUUAGCCCAGACGGAGCCUAUGGAAGCAAGCACGCUGUCACGGGAGAUUGGAACGGAAUUGUAGGGGAGUUGAUUGACCAUCGUGCGGAUCUUGGAAUCGUCGACUUCACUAUUACUUACGAGAGAGAGGAGGCUGUAGACUUCACCAUGCCCUUCAUGAACCUGGGUAUUAGUAUCAUCUACAGCAAACCGCAAAAGAAAUCCCCCAGCCUGUUUUCUUUCAUGUCUCCGUUUUCUGUGGAUGUCUGGAUCUACAUGGCCACCGCCUACCUCGGGGUCUCCGUCCUGCUCUUCAUCCUGGCCAGAGUUGCGCCCCAAGAGUGGGACAACCCGCACCCUUGCAUCCAGGACCCUGAGGAGCUGGAGAACUCGAUCAGUCUGAGCAAUGCUUUCUGGUUCACUAUCGGAUCCGUAAUGCAGCAAGGAUCUGACAUAGCGCCCAAGGCCGUUUCAACGCGUAUCGUGGCUGGAAUCUGGUGGUUUUUCACACUCAUCAUGAUAUCCUCCUACACUGCCAAUCUCGCUGCCUUCCUUACCGUGGAGAGGAUGGAUGCCCCUAUUGAGAGUGCUGAGGACUUGGCCAAACAGACGAAGAUCAAGUAUGGCUGCAAGAAGGACGGGUCCACUUAUAAAUUCUUCAUGGACAGCAACAUCCCCACAUAUAUGAAGAUGUGGACAACGAUGUCAAACGCACGCCCUUCAGUAUUCACGAAGAGCAACGAUGACGGCGUGGAGCGAGCCGCAAAAUCUAAGGGAAUGUACGCCUUUCUUAUGGAGUCUUCGUCUAUUGAGUACGUGGUGGAGAGGAACUGUGACCUCAUGCAGAUUGGAGGUCUUCUGGAUUCCAAGAGCUAUGGCAUUGCUCUUCCGCCUGGCUCGCCCUACACGGCCAAGAUCAGCAGCGCUAUCUUACGGAUGAAAGAAAACGGAACAUUGCAUCGACUGAAGGACAAGUGGUGGAAGGGCGAAGGAUUAUGCCAGAAAGAGGUGAAGAAGGAUGCGGCCUCGGCAGCAGAACUGGGCCUUGAGAACGUGGGUGGCGUGUUCGUGGUGAUGGUGGGCGGGAUCAUGAUAGCAAUGCUGGUGGCGUGCUGUGAAUUCAUGUGGAAAGCAAGGAAGUUAGCCACGGAUGAUGGGGUGUCCUUCACGGAGGAGCUCUGCAAGGAACUUCUCUUUGUCAUCAGCUGCCGGGAGAACUCCAAGCCCGUAAGGAAGAAAGCGUCGCCCUCACACACCGACUCUUCCUCCAUCUACGACUUCUCCAAUUACGGCUACUCUGACAAGAAAUGAAGAGGAGGAGGAGAAGGAGGAAGAAGAAGAGGAGGAGAGAAAGGAGCUGGAAGGUUUGGCUAAUCAGAAUAACCGAUGAGAGAUAGAGUUAAGAUGACUGCAAGAAAAAGGAUGAAAAAAAAAAAAAGAGAAAAGGAAUAGCAGCGAUGGACAGGUAGAAAGUUAGAUAUUUAGCAGGAAGAGAAAGAGAUAGAAUUUGAAAUGGGACUGAUGCUCAAGAGACUGUAAUUUCCACCCUCGUUUCAUCAACUGCCAGUGCCUUGUUUGAUAUUAGCCCGGUGUCUUUAUUGAAACUUACAACUAACUGUAUUCUGAAGCCUUUGUGCGCUGCAUCGCCACUAUUUUCAAAAGGCUCUGCUUCGAGUUACACGUUUUUUUAAGGGUGUUUUUUGUGGCUCUUGUAACAGAACAGCAAGAUUUUUAUACCAUGAACAGGAGAAACAAUCUUGAGAACCCGGCUGUUCAUCUCUGUGGUCUUUGAAAUAGUCGUGGUGAGAGAACAAAGCGCUUCAGAAUACAGGACUGAUGUACGUUCAUGAAGAGUACUAAUAGGCUAAUAACUCUCUGUGGCGUAUUUCAGAUAAUAGUAAUUUUAAAAGCCUUAAAAUCAUAUAAUCAUGCAGGGUAAUUUUGUAUUAUGGCUGUAUUGACACAUCCUGGUGUAUGAUUAUGAAGAGAACUAAUAGGCUAAUAGUUCGCUGUGGUGUAUUUCAAAUGUACCUUCGUAUAUACCAGCAGGCCAGCAAUCCCACACAGCCUGAUCCAGACAAAAUACCACACACUCAUACACACAUCGUGUACACCCGUCGGCACCUGGUCUGAAAUAACAGUAAAUUAAAAACCUCUUGAAAUUCCUAUAAUCAUGCAGCGUUGUUAUUGUUCAUUUCGUUUCGGCUGUCUAUACAAUACCUUCAUAUAUCUAUUUCUCAUAUUAAUUGUUAUUCUUACUCUUCAUCAUAGUCUUUAUAAUAAGGAUUUGACGAAUGUUACUCAUAUUUUCAUAAGACUGUGUUUAGGUAAGUAGCCGAUAACGAAACACCUAAAAUGAAAAUGACAGUGAAAAAAAUGUAUACACCACUAGGAACUGUAGGAUAGUAAUGUUAAUUGUACCAAUAAAUUUACAAAUCUCUAAUGCUCAAAAACAGUACUAGCGAUAAAACAAUUCAAAACAAUCGCCGAAUUAGUCCAGGACCGAAACUACCAAACUCCCGCUGCAUUCUCCCGCCAAUCACCAGUGUGUAGUGACGAGUGUGUGCGGAAGGAUAUCGCCAAUAACUAGUGCCUUGAACGCGAUUUGACCUUGACCUGACUUGGCGUGGCAGUUCGUGAAUGGUCGGAGAGGGUGAGAAGAGAGAAAUACAGAGGCAAGCGUGUGAUGGUGCUGGCGGUGAGUACACAAUACCAAUUCGAUGUUGAGAAUUACGUGCAUCUUAAACCCAGGCAGUCAAAAACGUUCAUUAUCACCCCACACGAAGAGUAACGAGCCGCUAAACACGUAAGAAUAAAUAACAGCAACACUAAUACGCACUCGUGAACAAAGAUACGUAAGAACAGGGUGAGUAACUGUCUAAUUGGGUCUGUCUGAGUGAGAAGGGCGUAAUUCUGAACUAGUAUUUGAAUAUGUCGUUAGGAUGUCAUAGUGUCUUGCUGUUUGGUUACCCUGUGUGAUCCGGUUCUAUUUAAUGCGUGGAUACAUUCGAGGCCACGUCUUUGUACUGUGUAUCCGUACCAAGCGGCUUCUACUGUAUUUCUCCCGAUUGUAUUCUGAAACACUUCUGCGCAGCACUUCCUCUACUCUUUGCAAAGGCUGUGGUUGAGGUUACACGGUUUUUUUAGGGUGUUUUAAUGGUUCUAGUGACAGAUUAAGGAGUUUUCUACAUUAUUAACAGGAGAAACACUCUUGAGAACCUGGCUAAUCAUCUCUGUGGCCUUUGCAAAUAGUCGUGGUGAGAGAGCAAAGUGUUUCUGAAUCAUUUCUGGAUUGUUGCAGGCUGUGUUACGUUAGGUGUUGUAGAUUAAAGGUGUGGUGUGUUGCUGAAUGUGCAUUACAGCAAGUCAAGGAGCAAUAUAUGUGUGUUAUAAGGACAGGAAGGAAUACUUUGGUGUGUUGUGUUACUUGUAUUGCAGAUGAAGUAGUAAGAACACAAGACGAUAAGGGAAGCAGUAAUGAGUUGAAGGAGUAUUGCGAAGGGUGUGUUGCGUGUUAUAUAUAGAGUGUCUGUCCUCUACACUCUUCUUAUUAACUCUUUUGCUGCUUUGGUCAUCCUUCCCUAACCUUCCUUGCACUGUUUGGACUGUUCGCAUGGAGACACAGGGGAGUAAAGACGGGAAAGAGAAGGUUUUUGUCUUUUUUACGUUUCAGAAAUAACGACAAGGCAGAAAAAAGGGAAAACAUAUUAAUUUUGUCUCUUUACGCUUCAUAAAUAUUGGUGAGAGAGAAGAGGGGAAAGAGAAGGUUGGUUUUGUCGUUUUAUGUUGCAGAAAUAUUGACGAGAGAGGAAAGGAAAGAUAAAACUGAUUUAUUAUUUUUUUUUUUACACUUCAGAAAUAUCGACGAUAGAGAAAAGGGAGAAAGCAGGUUAAUUUUGCCUUUUUACACUUCUGAAAUAAAAAAAGAUAAAAGUAAAAAAAAAAUAUUGGUAUUAAAGAGUAAAUUUUGUGUAGCAGUGAAGGAGUGAAGGCAAUUAUUAGAAGUUUGCGCGGCGGUGCAGGAACAGACCUGUGUGUGCUGUGGGUAUUACUGUGUGUUGUGUAGGUAGUGUUAUAUUAAGUGCAGCAGUAUCACACGCUACCAAGGGGACAGUAAUGCGGGUUGACUCAAAUUACAGGGAUUCAAAAAGCCCAGAUUUACUUCGAGGUUCUACUCAUUUGGUGGAAUUAAAAGAAAAAAAAAAAAGAAAAGAAAAGACGGGAAUCGAGAAAGCUUCAUGUGAAAAAAAAAAAAAAAAAAGUGUAUUUAAAGAGGCCGUGCUGGUUUCGUGAAAAGGUGUGACAUCUUCAGUCGUAUUUUUGGAGAAGAUAAACCAACAUUCAUCUUACUCAGUUUUACUAACUUCACGAGCUGAAAGAAAAUAAAGAAGAAAAAGAAAACGUGUCAAGAUAUCACAAAUUUUUUAUGGGAUACAAAAAAAAAAAAAAAAAAAAUCCUUCCACGAGAUUUUAUUUGAUUCGUGGCGAGGAAAAUAUUUAACGAGCUUUUAAAAAUUUCAUGGGAGUAAGAAGCCUCUUGAGCCACGCCUAUAAAAUUGACAGCUUUUUUUUUUAGGCCCACACUGCCUACGUGUUACUCUCCCCUUGCAUUUCAGUCACCUGGUGUUAACUUAUAUUUAUAGACUCGAAUAAGACUUUACUAUAGCCUUCAUUGUGUGUACGAGUAUAUCAGUCUUCCUCUUCCUCUUCUUGACUCCAUUUUUGCUUGUCUUCCUGCAGUUCAAAAUUCACUAAGUUUUGAUAAUGUUUGGAUCAAUUUUCUUCCUUCAUUUAUUGUUUUAUCAUUAAAAUCUUUGUUAUUGUUGAGGCUUAUUGUUUUCUUAUUUCGUUUAUUAAUAUUCUCCUAUCUUUGUGAUCUUUAUCAUGUUCUGGAACCAUUUCUUUCUUCAUUUAUCAUUCUUUUUAUCAUUAUGACCUUUGUAAUGUUGAGAUCCGCUUUUUUUCUUGUUAUUUCUUACUUUUUUGUUAGUUUUGCUUGCACCUUUUCUCGUCUCUUCUUUCUACUACUACUACUACUACUACUACUACUAAACCAACACGUUACAAUACUACUACUACUACUACUACUACUACUACUACUACUACUACUACUACUACUACUACUACUACUACUACUACUAAACCAACACAUGUUACAAUACUACUACUACUACUACUACUACUACUAAACCAACACAUGUUACAAUACUACUACUACUACUACUACUACUACUACUAAACCAACACGUUACAAUACUACUACUACUACUACUACUACUACUACUACUAC